CAAUUGAUGGACAGGUGGAUGUCAAUCGGGGGGUUUAGUACGCCCAACAGAUGUAUGAGAAACGCAACAUGACAUCAGCCGUUGUGUUCGAUUGUUGCUAUAUCAGAGGACAGGAAGAUGCAUUCUGAGCAUUUCCAGUCACCGUCUUCAAUCCAUAACAGACUUCACCUUGCUACAUUCAUCAAAUCUCUCCCAGGGAAACACGACAAAAGAUGGCAUCCAUCACGGCUCAUGAAAUUCCCCUCACUCACCCGCCGUCCACACCAGGAGGCUCGGAAGACCAAGUCACUCUCAUGGGCGAAGAGGAGGGCGGCGUGGACAGGGUCACGAUCGUCCAAAAGGGCAAUGUCCGCGGCGUCAUACAAGAUGAUCGGGACAUCGACUUUCUGUUCGCGAUGCUCGCCCAGCUAGACAUCUUCCCUGGCCACGAGAAUGAAGACAUUUACGGCAAGGAUGCGAAGUUGGAGAUUACUUCUCCGACGUUUCAGUGGUUGAAUGCCACGGCGGCGAGCGAAGGGGCCUGCGAGCGAGGAGCAGAAGGAGGAGUUUGCGGAGAUUGUGAAGAGUAUUGAAUCUCUGGCGGACAGCGGCGCCGAUUGGGAUGUCGACCAGGGCAUGCUCUCCACAUCUUCCUAGCGGUUCAUCAUCAGGGGACGUUCCAGAGCUCCCGAAACGGAACGCGGAAGUGCAGAGCUGCAGGGAGCAACGCAACAGUGAC
Neohortaea acidophila is the source of this 718-nucleotide messenger RNA. RefSeq lists its product as uncharacterized. Lineage: Eukaryota; Fungi; Ascomycota; Dothideomycetes; Mycosphaerellales; Teratosphaeriaceae. The record is from RefSeq and is a predicted model, not a curated record. The transcript has 3 exons. Bases 213 to 572 code for a protein of 119 amino acids.